CCAUCUCGGUCUGUGUCCUGGGUACAGGUAGCCAUUUUCCACAGAUGGCCAUUUUCUAACGCUAGAGGUUGGCGGAGUAUUUUACUUUUUGUGUGUGAGUGAAUUGUAAGUCUGUGACAAACAUUUUCGUGUUUAUUCAUUCUUAACCAUCAUGAAGAUGUUGGUGCAACUUCAGUGGUUGUGUUGACGAGGUAGGUGGACUAGGAACUCUAGAUCUGACCUCCGCCUCCAGCGGACCCAAAUUGGUCUAUUAAUAAUAACAACAAUAAUAAUAAUAAUAAUAAAAACAAAAAUACAGAACCCAAGGUUCUGAAGUAUUGGUGCAAAAAGAGGGGUUGUUUGAAGCCAUCGGGAGCCCUGGAAGGUUUACAAGUUAAAACCAUGGGCAAUGCCGCUACGGCCAACAAGAAGGGUGACUCCGCUGAAAGUGUCAAGGAAUUUCUGGACCAGGCAAAGGAGGAAUUCGAAGAGAAGUGGAAGAAAAAUCCCACGAAUACAGCAAGUUUAGAUGAUUUCGAGCGUAUAAAGACUUUGGGAACGGGUUCUUUUGGCAGGGUUAUGAUUGUGCAACACAAACCAACAAAAGAAUAUUUUGCCAUGAAAAUUUUAGAUAAACAGAAGGUAGUAAAAUUGAAGCAAGUGGAACACACACUGAAUGAGAAAAGAAUUCUGCAGGCAAUCAGUUUUCCUUUCUUGGUAAGCCUUAAAUACCAUUUUAAGGACAAUUCUAAUCUGUAUAUGGUUCUGGAAUAUGUACCAGGAGGUGAGAUGUUCUCUCAUCUUCGCAAGGUGGGGCGGUUCAGUGAACCACAUUCACGAUUCUAUGCAGCACAAAUUGUACUGGCAUUUGAGUACCUGCACUAUCUGGAUCUGAUCUAUCGUGACCUCAAACCAGAGAAUCUUCUCAUUGAUUCCCAAGGUUAUCUCAAGGUCACAGACUUUGGGUUUGCCAAGCGAGUCAAGGGCCGAACCUGGACUCUCUGUGGAACGCCAGAAUACCUAGCACCUGAAAUCAUUCUCAGUAAAGGCUACAACAAGGCAGUAGAUUGGUGGGCUCUGGGCGUCUUGGUGUAUGAAAUGGCAGCAGGGUAUCCACCAUUCUUUGCUGACCAACCCAUCCAGAUCUAUGAGAAAAUCGUGUCAGGCAAAGUACGUUUUCCUUCACACUUUGGUUCGGAUCUCAAGGAUCUGCUGAGGAAUCUGCUGCAAGUGGACCUUACAAAACGUUAUGGCAACCUCAAAAAUGGUGUCAACGACAUCAAGGGCCACAAAUGGUUUGCCUCAACUGACUGGAUUGCUGUGUUCCAGAAGAAGAUAGAAGCCCCUUUUAUCCCCCGUUGCAAGGGACCUGGUGAUACAAGCAACUUUGACGACUACGAGGAGGAAGCACUUCGAAUCUCUUCUACUGAGAAGUGUGCCAAGGAGUUUGCCGAAUUUUGAACUGUUUUUGUCAUUUGCUUGUAAGAAUCCCGUAACAGAUUUUAACGUAAGAGUACAAGUCUGUUUUCACUCCCACAUGUAGUACGACCUUCACAUAUUCUAAAUUUAUUGAUAGCCAAUAUGCAUGUGAGGAAGAGAAAUGUGCCCAGUGUGCAUGUUGUCCAUAUCUAGUUUCUUAUGCCUUUCCAGAUUCAUUCAUUUCUUCCUAGAAGCCCUGGGAGGUGUUACUGUAUUCCGUGAAUUACAUCAUAGGCUGUGUCAGGUUUGUGAUCGAGAAGACAGUAGAACCAGUAAGUUCAGUUGGCAGCUUUGCCCAUUAUGAAUGUCUGGUAGCUGUUUAUUUUAUAUAAAGGAAUGCUACGUGAAGUGAAAUGUGGAAGCAGAUUGUACAAACAGCAGGUAAUUUUCUUGCAUUGUCUGUAAGAAUCCUGCUUGAGGGCCAGGGUGCGAGAUUAUAAAUCCCUUAUAUGAGGUGAAUCUGAUGAUUCACUGGGAAUGUUGAGAUGGUCUGAGUGCUUGGGAUGGGGCAGUACCUAGUAUUAGAUUGUGUUGUUAAUAAAUGAUCCGGAGCACUGGAAUUUGACACUUGUCAAACUCUAGUACUUAUGAUCUUCACCAGUUUUCUCAGCUGGAUUUGGUACAUCACCAAUAUUGUCUAUUGAUUUAUCGUUAUUGUGGAUGGUAUUAAUUUAGGCAGUAUUAAGAAAUGCUGCAGCAUCAGCAGAAUACUCAAGUGAUUUCAAUGACUUUAAUUAGAAAAUGAAACGUGAAAGUAUAUAAGUUUAUAUUUCUUUUUGUGAAUAGUGUAUGACACUAAACAUCACAUACAAAAUUUUUCUUUUGUACUUUGAUUGUAUAUACAUCUCAAAUUUUUAUUUCUGUAUUCAAGAUUUAUUUAAUUGUUAAUGGCAUACAGUGCCAUUGCCAGAUUUCUUUAGUACACACAUUGAUUACUGCUUACUUAUAGUUUUUAUUUGACAGGAAGUGGGCUGUGAAAACCUGCUUUGAGUGAAUCUAGUGGUAGAAUGUGUGUCAGUAGCUUCUGUUAGCCUAUUUAUACUUGAAGAUAAUUAACUCUUGGUUGUGCUCCAUGAAGGAAAUCCUUAGUUGUUCAACUAGCACCCAAGUAUAACUAAUUUAAUAUUCAUGCACAUUUAUUUUAUUAUGGUUGAUGGAAGGGAAACAGAAGUAUAUUAAAGUUAUGGUAACUGCAGUGCCAUCAAAAUGUCAUGGUCUCCAUCUUGUUUCUGCCAUGCUACUAAUUUACCAGAAAGAUUUGGUUCUGUGAUGAAACAAGUUUGUUGACGGAGCAUUUGGUUCAGUAAACAGAGGAAGCUGGUACUUCCAUCCCAAGUAACCUCUUCAGUUUAUGAGGCAUGCUGGUGUUAUUUGCUUUAUAAAUAACGAUGGUGCACAAGUGUUCAAUUUAUUUCAUAUUGUUGCCAUCUCAUUUUCUAGCAUAAGUUUGUCAUUGUAGAUAUCGAAACUAGACUUUUAAAAGCAUUAUUGUGCUUCAGUGCCAUUUUUAAUCACAUUGUAUCAUACCAGUAUUCAGAUAUUUGAUGGAUUCUUGUCUGUGUAUAGCUUUUUCUUUUUGUUGUGAGUUGUUAUGUGCAUUCUUUUUACUUCAGUAGUGUACUGAAUGAUGUAUGCCAUAUGUUCUUGUAUAAGAUGUACAAUUUCGCACCCUGCAGCAGUACGUCAUCAUCACACGACUCGUGUAGGUGACACGAGUUUUACGCUCGGUGGUUCCUCCUAUGCCGUGCAUACAGGAGAUUAAUUAUGGCAGCACUGUAAAUACGCAGCCAGUAGAUAUGCAUUAGCACUGGACAGUUUUAUUGCAGUAUUUGUGAAUUUAUUAAAUUUGUUAUUUUUGGAUAGCUAUUUUUACCCCUGCUAUCAUGAUCUGAAAACACAGUAGUCUCAGGCGUAACUUUGAGUUUCUCGUUAGGUAUUGGUUAUGGACAUCGUGCCGACCGUCGAUUCGUUUAUAUGUCGGGAUGCUGUGUGGGACUCCAAGUGUACAUUUGUUACUGGUAUGUGUAUCGUGUGUGCUGCUGUGUUAGUUCUAAGUGACUCCUGCUUUAGUUUAAAAGUAAGUGAAAAGUGUCUGGAACUGUGUAGGACAGUCUCUUUAAUUCAGUUCCAUUUGUUGUGCAAUGAGAAUUUUAAAGUAACGAAAUUCUUUUUUAAGUCCCGCAGUACAGUCCAUCUAUCUCCAACAGUGUUCAGCACUUCUGUGUUCUGUAUUGAUAGGGGAUAGAAUUUGUUGUACAUAACUUAUUACAUAAUAUGAAAUUAUUUACUUGCAUGUAUUGUACUUAAUACUGUUUUAGGACUUUGUAUGUUAAUGUUGCCAACACUGCUGUGCUGAUGAUUAUUUUACGUAUAUAAUAGAAUAUUUUUAUGGCUUUAAUUAGAACGUCUUAUGGUGAAGAGUCAAAACUUGAAAUUCAUCCUAACUUAUUAUCAUUACUACUAAUGUACUAUCUUUUAGCAAAGCACUUGGAGGAAUUAUUUACUCCUUAAUUAUUGGUAGGCUAGAAAUUGCAGUGGGAAGAAUAUUAUCCUGACAGAUACGCUUUUCUCUUCUAUUUUGUUGUUAUUUUUAAAUGUGUCUUUUGUAGAUAUAUUAUUUACCUUGCUGUUAAGUUUAAUUGUUUUGUUCUUCAGUUUCUGAAUUAACCUUAAACACAAAACUUAUACUUCGUAACAGUAGCUUUACAGUCUGUGAGGCUGGAAGAAAUAUUUACAGUGUUUUAAAGAAAAGGACAGAAUAAAAGCCAGGUAGAAUGAAUGCAUGAAUGGAUGACUGAGUGUUUAAAUUUGUAGAUCAGAAUUUCUUACACUGUGAAUUACAGACCUUUUGCAUUCAGCCAACCCCAGAUUGAAAAAUAUUCAAUAUAAUGCUACUUUAUAUACUUGAUAUUAGUAUUUAUGUGUUAUAAUAAUAUCCAUAAUAAUACUGGAAUGAUACUUGAGAUAAGGUAUCUAUUUACUGUAAAUAUUAAUAUUUAUUGUGAAAUGAAUAAUACAACUUUGAAGGGACUGUCCAAAUUUAAUUGGUCUGUGAUGCACAGUCUGCUGUGGAUAGUGCCCUGGUUAUUUUCGUGGAUCCCCCGUCAGGUUUUUAGGACUAUCACUACAGAUCAGAUAUGCUGUGAGGUUAUGUUUUGUCAUUGGCUUUUAUGAAGUAUAUAGCAUCCAAUUUCUUACACCAUGAAGGAUUCUCUUAACUAGGAAGUAAUCAUUUGUCUUCCUAAAUGAACCCUUUCAAUCCCAGUGGUAUGUACCAUCUGCUUUAAUAAUCAAUAGCGCCGGAUUUUGCCAUCCCGUUGAAUUUAUCGGUUUCAUAGGAUUUAUUUCUUUUACGGCAUUAACCAGUUUCGUCUGUAAUGGAGAAGUGUCGUGUUUUCGUUGAGGUACGGACUGAAUUAUUAAAUAUUGGGCUUCAGGUGGGAGCCUGGGUAGCUCAGUCAGUAUAGUGGCUGACUACGGACUGGACGACUGGGGUUCUAUCCCCGACAAAUAGAUGCGAUUUUUCCUUUAGCCUCUGCAUAUUAUGAUAACUUUUACGUAGGUUGUGUUUGUUUUAAGAAGUCGCACCUGUUAUCAUGAGCAUAGGAUGCUGUAAGGUUGCAGAGGUAUGUGAUCUUAGUAUGUAUAUUUUAUGAUAAGUUCUGUCCUGGUGGCCAAAAUUUUUCAUGUGAAAUUUAUGCAUUUUGAUUAUUUUUUAUAACAGUGCCAUGAGGUUUAGAAUUAACUAUACAUUUAUUUCAAUGUGGGCUGUGUAGAAGUCACGUCUCUUUUAACUCUUUAUUCACCGAUAUUUAAAUUUCUUAUGUGAAUUUUUUCUUGGUCUCCAUCUGACAGUUUAACAGUGCUGGGUGUGAUUACACUAUAGUCUUUACCAUCUCCGCGAUAUUUUGUGGUGUACAAAAUGUGAGCGUUUAUUAUGACAAGACUUUUACCUCCGCACAUAGCCUUAAGAUAUGCAACCUCAAGGUCAGUGUGAAUUUCAUUUGCUUCUGCCACUUUUGACUGGCAAAAAUAAGGACCAAAAACAACAAAAAGUAUGUUGAUUUUUAUGUUAGCUAAUACUGAUAAGGUUUUACACAGUACAUUGACGCUUUGACCUUUUUCGCAGAGUAAUACGGUAAAAUUAAAAAGUAUCCACUUUUUUUUCUAUACGAGAGCAUUCUUGUUGUGUAUGUUACAUCAAGGAAAUAAGAUAUUCACACAUCACGAUAGUGUAUUCACUUUUAAUACCCAAACAUUAUUUUAUUUGGCUACGUGUUUCAGCUCUAAUGUGUCAUAAUCAGGAUACAAAAACGAAUAAGGCUGAAUAAUUACGAUUUGGGAUUUUCACGGCAGAGAGUCCGACGAUAGCUGUCUUCUGGGUUGUAGCAUCGUACAAUGUUAGAAGUUUACUAACGUUUCAGAAGUCUUUGCUGCUUCCAUCAUGAGGGCAAUGAGGUCUGAUAUAGGCAGCAAGGACCUCUGAAACAUUGGUAAAAUUGUACCAAACUGUACGGUGCUACAACCCAGAAGACAGCCAUCUUUCCCUUAGUCUGAAAAAUGUACCAUGUUUAUUAAUGCUUACAUUUUUGUAAACACAAAUUUGUGUUCUGAUGAUGACCCAUUGGUGUUGAAACGUGUUUCUAUAUUUGUACAUGAAAAAUUGUUGUUCUAAUCGAAUGUCUGAUUUCCGUAGUAAAAGUGACCAUUCUAACGUAGUAAAAUACGUGUAGUAAUGCCAGAACUGGCUGAUAAUGUGGCUUGUGCCAGCACACUUAAUUCUAUCCAUAAAGUAACUGGUUAAAUUCCGAGAUGAGGUAUCCUGAACGAGGUAUUAUAAUUUUUCUCAGCGUUUCAACGUGAAUGCUGUAAUUAAAUAUAUCAUGGCUAAAAGGAGGACUAGUUGGUUGUAUGAGAUCCAUGGAAAGAAAAAGGGGGGGGGGGUUAAAAUCUGGGUAUUGUAAAUUUUGAGGCUCUCUUCAAUGAUGAUGUUUUUUUUUUUGUAAGAACAGUGAAAAGGGAAUAUAUUAAAAGUUAUUCUAAUUUUAAAUUCAAAAUUUUAGUUGAAAUUCUUUAAGUAUCUGGUUAAGUGGUCCUUGAUACGUUAUUUCGGAGUGUAGGUAUUCAAGGUGAAUGUGUAUUCAUCCAAAUACGAUCAUUUCAUAAAUUGAUUUGGACUGCAUUACAUCACAACUCAAGGCAGCCGUGAGAAACUCAUCUAAGUGGGAAAAAAAUUAUAUCACUUCAAAAUUUAUUAGCCUGUAGAUAUUUGUAGUAACUCUGAAAGUGGAAGCCCUAACGUGACGUUAUUGUUUUUGGUGUCUCGCUGUAUCAUGUCUACCACUGAAAUAUGGCUUUGGUUCCUGUUUAAGGGGAUUUUCAGCAGAGGCUAAAAUAGCAUUUUUGAGUAAAAAAAGUAACAUUCCAGCAUUUCUUAGUAUCCUAUUUGUGAGGGUUAUAUUUGACCCGUAAUUGGUAUAUGCUAGUACUUAAAAAAGUUUUGUCAGCAACGGAAUUUUAACAAGAAUGUUGAUUAUUUAAGUGCUACGUAAAGGGCAAUUGUGUAAAGCUGAAAUAUUUUUUGUUCAGGCUACGGUUUAGCCAACAGCGCAGGUAUGUCAUUCUCAGCCAUCUGUGAUAUGGGUAGUUUUAAAGAAAUUACAUUAUUGAUUGGUGAAAGAACCAACAGAGUAAAUAGUUUCCCAAGGAAAAAUAAAAUGAAACUGCCAAUAUCGAUAAUCGCAUAAUUUCUCUCAUACAGUGGGUAAGGUACCUCACUUUUUUUCAUUAACGAACUUCAUGGGGCAGAGUGCUUGAGAAGCUAGCAGCCGCUCAGUUAGUAACCUUUCUUUCAUCAGCAGUCUUUUAUAAAACAAUUCGCAUGGAAUUAGUGAAGCCAGACUGUAUUAUGUUGUGCAUGUCAUUUGUCACGCGUUAGGAAGUGUUGAUAUGGACGUUCACGUGGAGGUCGUCCGUGUAUCGUGUAUUGCAAUAGGAUUUACAAAUAUCUCUGCCAUUUUAAUUCUGUUUAAGAGGAAACUUUCGAAGAGGUUCGGAUGCCUUGAAAAUGGGGAAAACUUAACAGUCUGUAUUACACAUUGUUUUCGCGGCUUGAAUUUUAAGCUUUUUGAAAGCGGAUGUCACAACAUUAGGGGCUCAUGAUGGUAAAAGAUGUUCUCUCACCUACAGUGGUCACUGCUAAGACCUCGCCAUGCAUUUCGUCAGUGAACCACCUCCCUUUUUCUGUUGUAUAAUUGUGUAUCAUUAAGGAGUUCUACGUACGUGUAGUUCUCAUCAUGUUGCUACACAUUUGAUUUUUAGACGCGCGUUUGGUGACGGGGAAGUAAGUCUUUGUGAUCAGAUACAGAAAGAGAACUUAGGUAUAAGUCAGUACUGUUAUUUACCGGAUAAUAUAUGCCACGCCUUGUGGUUCUAUGAUACAGGAAAAUACAUUUGUUUCUUAAAAUACUAAAUAACAUUAGUGAUAACGAAUUUUGUAUAAAACUUUUUAGAUGAAGAUACUUGUCUUCUGGGAUAUUGCGCCGUGGUAACAGUUUCCUGAAGCUUGAGAGGCACUAAGUGUCUCCGUCAUCGGGGUGCUUCUGAACAUCGAUAAACUUCUGGCAGACAUUUUGGCGCAGCAUUAGGUGGGAAUAUCCAGUUUCAAGCUCGGGCUAUUUUACCCCUGGGGAAAGAUACUCCUGUACUCAUCGGGUAGGAUUGUAAGGGAACAUCAAGAGCAGGUCUGAACGCCGAUGCAAAGAAAAGUCGCUGACCGUGCCAGGGACUGAAGUAUCGUCAGCCAGCCACUAUACUGAUGUGUGUGUAUUUGCUCCUGUGAUUAAGCUUUAUUUACACCAAGACGGACCGUGGAGUCUUAGGACAAUCGUGGACUUUGAACCUUUGUGAUAAAUUGAGGUGAGUGAUGAGCUUCAUGUUUUGGCUCGCGGUGGCGCAGAGAAAAAUCCUCUGUCUUUCUGAGAACGGAUCCUUGAUACAUCGCGCACACGGAAGCAGGUUGAUUUGGCAAAGAAUGGGGGUGCACUUUGUUAGUUUCUUGGGAAUUUCGUAUGCCAUGUCGAAGAAGGUAGUGUUGAAUUUCAGACGUGAAAGCCACGGACUUUGCAGGUUCUUUACUGUAGAGUUUCGUAAUUUGCAGUUCGUUGUUUCGUCAGCGAUUUUAUUUGGGGUUUACGAAACGUUGCCUGUGCGAUGUAUCGGUGGGUAUGCCAACCACAAUAAUCCAUACAUACAGCUCACAUACUCCCUCCAUCAAAGGGUGUUAUCGGAGAAAGUAAUCACGAGUAAUUGUCAAAUAUAUCCACACAUUAUUGAUGCAAUCGCAAACAAAGUGUGGCAUAUACGUGCCACAGUACGUAUCACUUGGUAUUUAUUCUUUUACCGUUUUUACUCUACCAUAUGAACAUUGUUUUUGGUCAUUUUAGAGCAGGACGGACCUGCAGUGGCGGUUUGUAGAUCUACGCGUAUGUACAAGUGUGGAAAAUCCAUUCUUUAUAAGGAUCGAAAAAUGUGGUUAAUAAAACCUGAUAUUCAUGGUUUUGUAUAAAAAUGAUGUACCGUAUGAAUCAUGAGUCUGCUAAUUCGAUAGGGUGAGCUAACUGGCAAGCUCUGUGCAGAAGAAAACAUUCUCCUUUGAAACGGCUACAUUAGAUUAUAAUGGACUCGUUAUCGCAUGUUAAAGGUUCGUAGUUUUAAUAAAACGUACGCAGAAACAUUUAAAAGUUGGUAAGUUUAUUAUCUGUCUACAUAUUUUUAAUUCCGAGAGGCUGGGCAGGUAUCCUUAUAGCUCAGUUUACUCCGGUAUUUGGCACUGAAGCAAUGUAGACACCAGAUGCUGCGGUCUUAAUUGUAAUGGACGAAGUUUUCUUUUCAUUAGACUGGGCAACGCUGGGAUAGUUGUUAAAGGGUGAAGACGCCAGAGUUUCAGCUGCAGAUUUUGUGUUGUAAAUAAUUUUGUGUGUACCAUGUUUUGAAUUUCAUUUAGUGGCUUGGAUUACUUGGUGAAAGUAUAAAUAAAAGGACGGACGUCCUUUGCCUGAUGUGAAUGUAUGGAGAAACACCAGUACUAAAGCAAUAAAAUAAAUUGUGAAAAGUUA
Messenger RNA from Zootermopsis nevadensis, 9575 nucleotides. It is a transcript of the gene Pka-C1, whose product is annotated as Protein kinase, cAMP-dependent, catalytic subunit 1. Gene Ontology annotation, cellular component: cytosol; nucleus; cAMP-dependent protein kinase complex. The record is from RefSeq and is a predicted model, not a curated record. Gene Ontology annotation, molecular function: cAMP-dependent protein kinase activity; ATP binding. Gene Ontology annotation, biological process: protein phosphorylation. Lineage: Eukaryota; Metazoa; Arthropoda; Insecta; Blattodea; Termopsidae.